Myxocyprinus asiaticus (Chinese sucker) is the source of this 1975-nucleotide messenger RNA. RefSeq names its product GDNF family receptor alpha-4-like. Gene Ontology annotation, biological process: nervous system development. Lineage: Eukaryota; Metazoa; Chordata; Actinopteri; Cypriniformes; Catostomidae. The transcript has 8 exons. The record is from RefSeq and is a predicted model, not a curated record. Gene Ontology annotation, molecular function: signaling receptor activity. Gene Ontology annotation, cellular component: signaling receptor complex; external side of plasma membrane. Bases 449 to 1741 code for a protein of 430 amino acids.
CCGAGCUCUUUCAGCGCGCGCUCCUCUCUCUCCUCAGAGUUUGAUCUUCACUCAGUGAAAUCUGCCCCUUCAUUCACUCGUGUUCUUGCCCUCAGAGGGAACGAACGUCCAUACAAGGGACGAAAUAAUGGCGCAGACGGAGAACUUUAAUUAACGCGUUAAUUUAAUCUCAAGGUUUAUUUUGUUUUAAACUGUCCUGUUUGACAGUUUGACACUUCGCGGAGCGGUGCGCGCGGCUGCACUAGAUGUUCCAUGGACAUUAAUCUGCUUUAUUUUUUAUUUUUUAUUUUAUUUAUUUUUUAACCAUUUUUAAGAGUCUUAAACAACAUUAAUUGAUAUGUGCUCUGCCGGUGAUAGGACUGUUUUUCUAUCAUGGUAAACGCAGAUAUUAAAUAACACGAUACUUGACACGAUAUUUGGAGUCAGAUUUCAUCCGAAAAGCGCAGAAAUGGAUCUUAUGGGAAUCUACCUGCUUCACCUCACCUUUGCCGCUUUGCAGGUAUUGCUGUCUGCAGGGAGAGACUGUCUAAUAGCUGGUGACACGUGUUCCAGUGAUGAAACCUGCAGCCCACGUCUCAGGACCCUGCGUCAGUGUGUGGCGGGUAACGGCAGCAUGAAACUUGGCCCUAGAGCCCGAAGUCAGUGUGCAAACGCAGUCUCUGCCCUGCUGUCCAGCCCUCUUCAUGGCUGCCAGUGCAGACGAGGCAUGAAAAGAGAAAAGAACUGUCUCAGCAUAUACUGGAGUCUACAUCAGUCUGGCAUGCAUGGUCUAAACCUGGUUGAGAACUAUCCAUAUGAAACAGUGGAGAAAGGGUAUGACUAUGUCCGUCUGGCCUCCAUCACUGCCGAUUCCGAGGUUGGGAUGACAACAGUAAACCGUUGCCUGGAUGCAGCCAAAGCUUGUAACGUCGACGACGUGUGCCAGAAACUGCGCACCGAAUACGUGUCAACAUGCAUCAAGCCGUCCACCAAGUCGGGACUGUGCAAUCGGUCGAGGUGCAACAAGGCCUUACAGCGGUUCUUCGACCGGGUUCCACCAGAAUACACCCACGAGCUGCUGUUCUGCCCUUGUAGUGACAUGGCCUGCUCGGAGAGACGCCGGCAGACCAUUGUACCUGGCUGCUCUUAUGAGCAAGAAGAUAAACCCAGCUGCCUCUCCCAGAUGAGGAUCUGCAGGGCCGACUAUGUUUGCAGGUCCCGUUUGGCCCAGUUUCAGUACGACUGCCAGCCAGACGAGCAAUCUGCCACCAGCUGCACGCAGGGAAACUAUGCAGCAUGUCUUAUUGCCUAUACUGGACUGAUAGGCAACCCAAUUACCCCAAACUAUGUGGAUAACUCCACAUCCAACGUGGCUCCCUGGUGCUCAUGUUCUGCCAGUGGCAAUCUGAAAGAUCAGUGUACAGAGUUUCUGGACUAUUUCACAGACAACAUCUGCCUCAGAAACGCGCUCCAGACAUUUGGGAAUGAAAUGGACUUCAUGCCCACUCCCACCCAACCGGCACGGCUAAAUCCUGUGACGGACAGAGGGGCAUGGCGGACAACUCCUGUGUUUGUCACCAUGGAUACUGAACAGAACGUUCUCAGCCCAGCCAAACCCACACAGGACUUAAAGGUGAGGCUUUGGUCCGACUCCACUGCGUCCUUUGACACACACCAAAAUUCAGCUCAUGUUUUUGCUGCGGUAUCUCUGCUUGUCAGCAUUUGUGUGUUUCUAAACUUCUUACUCAGCUGCGAUCAGUAAGUGGAUCAAAGGACGUUUGGGACAUCUAUUCUGACAGGCCCAUGAUUUUGGACCAACUGCAACAUUUCUUCAGCUCCAGAGCUGGAGAAACCGGCCAUAAUGGCCUCAUUUCUCUGACAUUGAAGUCAUCGUGUUAUCUCUGUUUUUGUGGAAUUGCCUGUGAAACCUACGGAAGGGAAUUUGCAAAUCACUUUUGUAGAAAUGAAUGUGGUUAGUCGAACACAAAGGCCAGUG